AUUAUGGAUACUGCCUAGGAUCUUCCUUGAUUCUGAAUCGAAGUUUUAAAGUUUCUAGAUGAAGAUGCUAUCAGAGUUGUCAUUUUUUGAUUUUACUAAAUGGAAGGUUUCAACAAUGCAAAAGCAAAUUUUCUACAUCAGUGGGAUUUUCCCUUUACGAUAUUGACUGACUCUAUGUUCUCCCUCGUGGGUUAAUAAAAUAAUAGGGGGAACAGCCACAUUGCCCACGAGGCUUGCUCCUACGCAUCAUAUAAAUAGAAACGGUGAGGAGGCGCAAUCCCCUUUCCGAACGUUCGCACGUGUUCAUCUGGCACCAGUAAAAACUUUCACUUUGGGGGGAUAUAUUGUUAUUUUGCAAGAUGUGAGUAUCAAAUCUAUGUACUUUGUGUAAAUAAACGACACUCAAGAUUGUAACUCCAGCAAGAAUGGCUGAAUUUUCAGGUGUUGACAAGGAAGCACAGAGAAGAGAAAUCCACGAAGCAACCAGUACUCACUUGUCAGACUGGGAUCCUAUGACUGAUGCAUUCCAGGGAAAGGCAUUCAACAACUACUUUGAGCCAAAGUAUGAUUCCAACUUUCGUGAAAAAUACACAGUAGCUGAAGGUUCCCGAGCUUUGCACCAGUCGGUCUCUCCAUCCAAAGCUGAAAGCAAUAAAGUAAAUUUGUACAUUGGUAAUAUACCAUUGACUCUUUCAAGGGACGGCCUAAAGAGUUUGCUAUCAAGAGCUGCUCAAGUUAACUCACUUUCUAUUCUACCAUCAAAGGACCCAGAGAGAGGAACAACAUAUGGGUUUGCAUCUGUCAGCUCUGCCAAAGAUGCUGAAAGUGUAAUUGAGGCAUUCCAUAAUUACUCGUUUGGCACCCGGCAUAGACUGCGAGUUAAGCUUGCUAUGUCAGAUGAGGAAAGAGAAAGACAGAGAGAAAGACAAAGAGAAGACGAAGAGUUUUACAGAAAUCUUUGCAAGGAAUAUAGCGAAAAUCUAGAAGCAAACACUGAUAAUAGCAUUAGUUCGAUUGCAGCAGAAGAUUAUCCGGAAAAACAAGGCCAACCAAAUAGUAAAGAAGUCAAGUGUUCGACCAACGGAGAAUCUGUAUUACCUAUUGCGAUGGGCAGUUCAACGGGCAAUAAAAAAACAAGACUGUGUUUGGCUUGUAACAAGGAAGGAAAACUUGCAUGCAUGCGUUGCAAGGGCUGCUACUGCAGUAUGGAUUGCCAAACCAAGCACUGGCCGAAGCACCGAACAGAUUGCCUUGGGACAAAUAGGUCGCCAAAAAAGCCACAUGGGCACUUGAAUGGGACAAGUACAUCCAAUCAGGGCAAACCUGAAGAGCAUCUAUGUGAAGAGCAAUUGCUUGUCCAACUUGAUGAUCUUGAGCUUGAAGAGCAUGCUAUUUUCAAUAUUGAUGAAAUCCCUCCUCAAAAAGAGUUGCCGAAAGAGACACAAGUUGUAAUCUAUGUCGUAGAAAAUUUAACCAUGAAAGGUCAGGCUGUGAGCCGAGAAAACACUGAGGAAUUUCUGGAGCUGACAGAAAGGUUAUCUGAACAUGUUAAGGGCUCUCCUCAGAUCCUAACUGAACAUGAUUGCAGAGAGGGUAUACUUGUUCUCUUUAACUAUCAAAAUGAAACCUGCCGUGGUGUUAUUACCAAAGUCAAAAAGGCAACUUUAGAAGUCGAAGUGCUUGCUGUUGACUAUGGUAAUAAAACAACAUUGAAUAUCUCAGAUGUUUACCUGAUGCCUCGUUUUGGAGUAGAUCUGCCAAGACAAUGCAGAACACUAGUUCUACAUGCUUUCCCCAAAGAUUUCGAUAAAGCUACUGGAGAAAAAUUAUCAAGCCACUUGAAAGAACUGGUUUUCGAGAAAGUGAUGCUCUGUCAAGUCAAAGACGUUAAAAAAGGUGUUUGUCACGUUGUUUUGAAAGACAGAAAUACCGGAUCCUACAUUAAUAGCCAAAUGAGUGAAUUGUUAGAAAGCCUGACUGAUCAAAGCAGUGAAAAGAUAAUGCUUGAAAAUAUUUCUAUGCAGCCAAUUCCAACUGAAUGUAAAUUUGAUAUUUUGGUAACUGAUGUGGUCUCACCGUCAUGCUUUUAUGCCCAGAUUAUAACCGAGGACAGAUCAAAUAUCAAGGCUUUAGCAGAAAUGAGCAACUUGCUUUCGAAGUUCGCUGAAGGCAACACGGCCUUUUCUUUCAAACCGGAGAUCAACGAACUCUGCAUUGCCUAUUUUGCAGAUGACGCGGCUUGGUCAAGAGCUGUGGUCACCAAAAAGAAUGAGGAUGGAACAUACCAAAUUAUGUAUAUAGACUACGGAAAUCAUUUAGAAAUAGAUCCGUGCUUCUUACGACCAAUUACAAAAGAUUUGUCAAGACUUCCAAUGCAGGCCCGAAAAUUCUCUCUUCAUGGUAUCCAGCCAGCAUCAUCAUUAAGUGGCCCUUGGACCAAUCAAGAGAAGACAUUCUGUAAAGAAACCCUUUUGAUGAAUGCCCUAUGCUCUGUAGAUGUUAUCACAAAAGAUGAAACCUGUGCUGUCAAAGUUUAUCUUCCGGAAAUUGACUACUAUCUUGAUCAGUUAAUGAUAGACAAUGGAUUUGCCGUGGCUACUAAUAGAGCGUCAUCAAAGCUACUAGCCACAAAUGGAGAAAAGCAGCCUAGCAACAGUCUUGAAAACCAAGUAACUAGAACUCCAGUCGAACCAAUUUUUACUAUCGACAUUGAAAAGCUAAAGGCUAAAGAAACACAAAGAGUUAUUCCAGUUCAUGUAGAAUCUCCUGAAGAAAUAUAUGUACAAAUUGCUGAUGCUGAAAAGAUUGGAAAAGUAAACGAAUUCUCAGCUCUACUUGCCGAUAUGCAGCCAGUCCCUUACAUGACCCCAAGGGUAGACGACUCUUGCUGUGCUCUUUUUACCGAUGAAACUUGGUACAGAGCAAAAGUACUUUCUGUUAAUGGUGACAUUUGUCGUGUUUUCUUUUAUGAUUAUGGAAACACGUUCGAAGCAACAAAAGACAGGCUUAGAAUGAUGCCAAAUGAACUGAAGUCACUACCUGGUCAAGCUAUACGUGUGACAUUAUGUGACAUUGAGCCAGCAGGCGCUAAUUGGACUGAGAAUGCAAAGGCAUUUUUGGAAGAGAGGAUUGUUUUCCAGCCAUGCAUGUUUGACGUUUUGAGAACUGAGAACGAGAGAACCUUUGGAAAGAUGAUCUGUGAAGAGAUUGGUGAAGAUGUAGGGAAACUCUUAGUUGAUGCUAAGCUUGCUGCUGUUUCUGGCACAAAGCAAGGUAGUCCUUCUGUAACUAAGGCAAAAGAAAGUUCUAUUCAGGCCAACACUAGCAGCCGAAGUGAAAAUCAAGCAGCUAGGCUACAGGUCAGGGAACCAUUUACCAUCAACAUUGAAAAGCUAAAGGCAAAAGAAACACAAAGAGUUAUUCCAGUUCAUGUAGAAUCUCCUGAAGAAAUAUAUGUACAAAUUGCUGAUGCUGAAAAGAUUGGAAAAGUAAACGAAUUUUCAGCUCUAUUUGCCAAUAUGCAGCCAGUCCCUUACAUGACCCCAAGGGUAGACGACUCUUGCUGUGCUCUUUUUACCGAUGAAACUUGUUACAGAGCAAAAGUACUUUCUGUUAACGGUGACAUUUGCCGUGUUUUCUUUUAUGAUUAUGGAAACACGUUCGAAACAACAAAAGACAGGCUUAGAAUGAUGCCAAAUGAACUGAAGUCACUACCUGGUCAAGCUAUACGUGUGACAUUACGUGACAUUGAGCCAGCAGGCGCUAAUUGGCCUGAGAAUGCAAAGGCAUUUUUGGAAAAGAGGAUUGUUUUCCAGCCUUGCAUGUUUGACGUUUUGAAAACUGAGAACGAGAGAACCUUUGGAAAGAUGAUCUGUGAAGAGAUUGGUGAAGAUGUAGGGAAACUCUUAGUUGAUGCUAAGCUUGCUGCUGUUUCUGGCACAAAGCAAGGUAGUCCUUCUGUAACUAAGGCAAAAGAAAGUUUUAUUCAGGCCAACACUAGCAGCCGAAGUGAAAAUCAAGCAGCUAGGCUACAGGUCAAGGCACCAUUUACCAUCGACAUUGAAAAGCUAAAGGCAAAAGAAACACAAAGAGUUAUUCCAGUUCACGUAGAAUCUCCUGAAGAAAUAUAUGUACAAGUUGCUGAUGCUGAAAAGAUUGGAAAAGUAAACGAAUUCUCAGCUCUACUUGCCGAUAUCCAGCCAGUCCCUUACAUGACCCCAAGGGUAGACGACUCUUGCUGUGCUCUUUUUACCGAUGAAACUUGGUACAGAGCAAAAGUACUUUCUGUUAAUGGUGACAUCUGUCGUGUUUUCUUUUAUGAUUAUGGAAACACGUUCGAAACAGCAAAAGACAGGCUUAGAGUGAUGCCAAAUGAACAGAAGUCACUACCUGGUCAAGCUAUACGUGUGACAUUGUGUGACAUUGAGCCAGCAGGCGCUAAUUGGACAGAGAAUGCAAAGGCAUUUUUGGAAGAGAGGAUUGUUUUCCAACCAUGCAUGUUUGACGUUCUGAGAACUGAGAACGAGAGAACCUUUGGAAAGAUGAUCUGUGAAGAGAUUGGUGAAGAUGUAGGGAAACUCUUAGUUGAUGCUAAGCUUGCUGCUGUUUCUGGCACAAAGCAAGGAAGUCCUUCUGUAACUAAGGCAAAAGAAAGUUCUAUUCAGGCCAACACUAGCAGCCGAAGUGAAAAUCAAGCAGCUAGGCUACAGGUCAAGGAACCAUUUACCAUCGACAUUGAAAAGCUUAAGGCAAAAGAAACACAAAGAGUUAUUCCAGUUCACGUAGAAUCUCCUGAAGAAAUAUAUGUACAAAUUGCUGAUGCUGAAAAGAUUGGAAAAGUAAACGAAUUCUCAGCUCUACUUGCCGAUAUCCAGCCAGUCCCUUACAUGACCCCAAGGGUAGACGACUCUUGCUGUGCUCUUUUUACCGAUGAAACUUGGUACAGAGCAAAAGUACUUUCUGUUAAUGGUGACAUUUGUCGUGUUUCCUUUUAUGAUUAUGGAAACACGUUCGAAACAACAAAAGACAGGCUUAGAGUGAUGCCAAAUGAACUGAAGUCACUACCUGGUCAAGCUAUACGUGUGACAUUGUGUGACAUUGAGCCAGCAGGCGCUAAUUGGACUGAGAAUGCAAAGGCAUUUUUGGAAGAGAGGAUUGUUUUCCAACCAUGCAUGUUUGACGUUUUGAGAACUGAGAACGAGAGAACCUUUGGAAAGAUGAUCUUUGAAGAGAUUGGUGAAGAUGUAGGGAAACUCUUAGUUGAUGCUAAGCUUGCUGCUGUUUCUGGCACAAAGCAAGGUAGUCCUUCUGUAACUAAGGCAAAAGAAAGUUCUAUUCAGGCCAACACUAGCAGCCGAAGUGAAAAUCAAGCAGCUAGGCUACAGGUCAGGGAACCAUUUACCAUCGACAUUGAAAAGUUAAAGGCAAAAGAAACACAAAGAGUUAUUCCAGUUCACGUAGAAUCUCCUGAAGAAAUAUAUGUACAAAUUGCUGAUGCUGAAAAGAUUGGAAAAGUAAACGAAUUCUCAGCUCUACUUGCCGAUAUGCAGCCAAUCCCUUACAUGACCCCAAGGGUAGACGACUCUUGCUGUGCUCUUUUUACCGAUGAAACUUGGUACAGAGCAAAAGUACUUUCUGUUAACGGUGACAUCUGUCGUGUUUUCUUUUAUGAUUAUGGAAACACGUUCGAAACAACAAAAGACAGGCUUAGAAUGAUGCCAAAUCAACUGAAGUCACUACCUGGUCAAGCUAUACGUGUGACAUUAUGUGACAUUGAGCCAGCAGGCGCUCCUUUGGCUAAGAAUGCAAAGGCAUUUUUGGAAGAGAGGAUUGUUUUCCAGCCAUGCAUGUUUGACGUUUUGAGAACUGAGAACGAGAGAACCUUUGGAAAGAUGAUCUGUGAAGAGAUUGGUGAAGAUGUAGGGAAACUCUUAGUUGAUGCUAAGCUUGCUGCUGUUUCUGGCACAAAGCAAGGUAGUCCUUCUGUCACUAAGGCAAAAGAAAGUUCUAUUCAGGCCAACACUAGCAGCCGAAGUGAAAAUCAAGCAGCUAGGCUACAGGUCAAGGAACCAUAUACCAUCGACAUUGAAAAGUUAAAGGCAAAAGAAACACAAAGAGUUAUUCCAGUUCACGUAGAAUCUCCUGAAGAAAUAUAUGUACAAAUUGCUGAUGCUGAAAAGAUUGGAAAAGUAAACGAAUUCUCAGCUCUACUUGCCGAUAUGCAGCCAAUCCCUUACAUGACCCCAAGGGUAGACGACUCUUGCUGUGCUCUUUUUACCGAUGAAACUUGGUACAGAGCAAAAGUACUUUCUGUUAAUGGUGACAUCUGUCGUGUUUUCUUUUAUGAUUAUGGAAACACGUUCGAAACAGCAAAAGACAGGCUUAGAGUGAUGCCAAAUGAACUGAAGUCACUACCUGGUCAAGCUAUACGUGUGACAUUAUGUGACAUUGAGCCAGCAGGCGCUACAUGGGCUAAGAAUGCAAAGGCAUUUUUGGAAGAGAGGAUUGUUUUCCAGCCAUGCAUGUUUGACGUUUUGAAAACUGAGAACGAGAGAACCUUUGGAAAGAUGAUCUGUGAAGAGAUUGGUGAAGAUGUAGGGAAACUCUUAGUUGAUGCUAAGCUUGCCUUUAAUUCAUGCAAAGAGGGCGCUAAGUAUUCGAAUGAAGUAAGAAAGCAAGAUGGUAAAUCUGCGGAUGAAGUAUCUUCAAAAGAAGCUAAUUCGAGCAGCAAUGACCUUGGGCACUGUCCAAGCACUAAAGCCUAUGUUCCAGUUUUCUCUAAGCAUAAUGGUGCUGGAACAAACGAUUCUGAGGGAUUUCCAUCAGUUUGCUCGAAAGAUGUAGAAAAAAAAGAAAGUGACUUUAGUGGAGAUGUAGUUGAUGGUAAAAUGUCAUCUAGUAGAUACAAAAAUUCUCAUUACCAUUCGUCUGGACUCAAGCCAAGAAGUAAGAGCUGUAGCAACUCAGAAAAUGAAGAUUCUCAAAAGAAUGGAUUUGCAAAUGAUCAGAGUGGAAGUAAAUGGAACAGUGGUUCAAACCACCAAAAGUUUGCAGGAAGAGGAUAUUUUAGAGGGGCAGGCAGAGGAGCAAGCAGAGGUGCAAGCAGAGGAGGAAGCAGAGGACCUGGUUUUAUGCAGAACAAUGGAUUUCCUGAAGCUUUUCCUCCACCAGCCUUUAUGGAGCAGAUGUCCAAUUUUUUUGAAAAUGCAGGAAAUCUGCCAUUUGACCCUCAAUUGCUGCAAUACUACAGUCCUUUCUUGUUUCCAUUCAAUCCCUAUAUGUUCUCAAAUCAAGCAAAUAAUGCUAAUUUACAUGGUGGUGAUAAUCGUUUUGCCAGUAAUGGUAGCGUUAAUGGCUUUGGCAAUUUAAAUGGAGCUCGUGGUAAAGGAGUUUGUAACCAAAGAGGUCGUACCAGGGGAAGAGGUCGUGAUAUUAAUGUGGAAUUUCACCAAAGGGAAUCGUCUUCUUCAAGUAAUGACGAAUUAGAACAGAAUGAAAAUGGAAAUUUGAGAGGGAGGGUUUCUCGUGGAAGAGGGGGAAUGCCUCAUGGAAAAGGGGGAAUGCCUUAUGGUAGAGGAGGAAUGCCUUAUGGUAGAGGAGGAAUGCCUUAUGGAAGAGGAGGAAUGCCUUUUGGUCGAGGAAGUCACAAUUUCAGAGGGAAUCAUAGCGCGCCAAAUAAUAAUGUGCCUAGAGGUGGCAUAAACGGUUUCACACGAGGAAGUUAUAACAAACGCAAGAGGUUUCCACAGGAGAAAACUUUGCCAUCUUUGUUCAGUGGUGUCGAGAUCGAAUGCAAAAUCUCAUGUCUAGAGGAUUUAUGGCAUUUCUAUAUCAUGUUAGAUGCCGGAGAAGAGAAUACAAAUUUAUCAAGCGUUGUGUACGAGGAUGGCGAAAAAUUGGAAUUAGUCAACGAAGGGAUGCUAUGUGCUGCCAAGAAUCCUGUGGAAGACUCAUACUUUCGUGCAAUCAUUGAGAGCGUUUACUCCGACACCAAAGUUUUGGUGCGUGAUGCCGACAAAGGACGCACAGAGAUUGCUGAAAAGUCAAAUCUAAGGCGACUCAUUCCAGAAGAUUUCAAGAAGCCAUUUAGAGCCACACGAUGCCGUCUGUUCAAUAUUGUGCCGUUGAUAAGGAACAAGUGGUCAACUGAAGCCAUAAGGUAUUUUGCCUUUAAACUGGACAGCGGCAACAUACCAGUGACAGCAGUUGUACGUGGCGAGACAUCGUCAGGUGAUAUCUUAAUCAACAUCAAAGACCCCGAUGACCCAAACAAAUUCAUUGCUGAUGAUAUUGUCAACAAAGGCUUUGCACGCUACUUGCGUCCAGAUCGACGUCAAGCCAAUUCUGAAUCAGCUGGUUCUCCUGUCGACGCAAAAUGAGAAGAAGAGAACUAGUAAGCUAAUAUGAUUUUAUUAAAUUCGUAAAGAUUUACAUUUGAUAUUUUGAUUGGCGAAUUGAGCCUCAUUAGAUCAUCUCAUACACGCCUUUGGUUUUAAAAUUGCGUUCUAACAUAAAUGUAGCGAGUAUGUACACUUGUGGGAUGUCAUGAAGCGAUGGGUACUGUGGGAUGUGGGAGAACCCAUAUUGAUGAAAUAAGUAGCAGAUUGUGAAUGUGUUCAGGUUAAAUUCCUUAUUGUACAGCCAAAGAUUCCUGAGCAUUAGAAGUAUUUAGAUGUGCAUUUUUGGGCCUAUUCUUGCGUAGGGUUCUUUAGGGGUGAGGCUGUGUUUAAAGGCUUGUUAUCAACUCUCUUAUGCAUAUGCUAUAGCAGAGGCACUGUAAGUGGUCAUCAUAAGAAGGCAGAAGUCUGCUUUCAGAGGCUAUGUUAAUAGUAAUGGGUCGAUAGGAACAUUAGGAAAUCAGUUUAAACGUCUCAAAAACGGAUUCUUUUUGCUUUCAAAAUUUUUGUCUAUUUGGCUUUGAAACACUUCGAAAACCAUUCUUUUCACGAAGAAAAUCUCUUUUCUCUUUCUUCUCUGUAUUUUGUUUUUGUGCUGGAAAAUACGAUGUGAAUCUCUUUUAUUAGAUGUUAAUUUAUCUCUCUUAACGAGCCGUACACGACAUGCAGUUGCUGUAGGUUUUUGGUACUUUUUAUAGAAGUGAAAUCAGAAGUGAAACUAGAAGGAUUCUUUUCCUUGGACGUCUUUGCUAUCAAAUUGGGAUGAAUUAUAUACAGUGCCAAUUUUUAUGGUUCCACUAUUGUGCCAAAUAUGAUAAUGUAACAGGUUCUUGAUGCUUUUCCAUUUUUGUUUGUUUCCUACCACUGUCAAAAAGGUUCACUCCACAAAUCAUUUUGCUACAUGUAACCAGUAUUUGUGGAAAGCAUCUUCUUUGAAGGGGAACUUCUUUGCCUUUAUUUAACUUUGGAAAUUCUGAUUCACUCAACGAUAUUCUCGUUUUAUUACAAACUGCUCAAUCGGCACUGGAUUUUCUUUUUAAUACGAUUGAUGUUACAUGUAUUAUCAAUCUAAACGAUAUGGCAUUGCAGAGCUAAUCCAAAAAAUAAGUUUUGACCAAUUUCUAUUAACAGUGCAUGCUUUUUUCAGCAUAGAAUGCUUAAUAACCUCUUCGUCGCUUUCAAGUGUAAAAUUAUUUAAGAUUUUGCUAAAGAAACUCUUCACUGAACAAUAUUUUUUGCAAAACAUCCAUCUUUUCUAGCUUAUACAACCUGAGUGGUGUCUUAACCAAGAUUGUCCUUAUUCUUUUCUGAAAGGUUCUUGCAACUGCCUCAUGCUUACCUCGUGCUUACCUCGUGUCUAUCUCAUGCUUAUCUCAUGCUUAUCUCAUGCUCACCUCAUGCUUACCUCAUGCUUACCUCAUGCUUACCUCAUGCUUUACUCAUUUUGCCUAUGUAUCUGAAGGUCAUUUGAUAUCUAGCUUGGCUUCAUUUUUGUUUCUUUCAUCGUUUAGUUAUCAUGUCUUUUGUUUCUUUCAUCGUUUAGUUAUCUGUUUGUUUAUAUUUUGUAUUUUUCUGUUGUCUUUUUUCUUUUCGUGGAAGAAUAUUUGAUUUGGGCGGCGUGUUAAGGACAAAGUAAAAGGGCUGAUAACAUGCAACAGAGUUGACUUAAGCCAAAUGGAGCAGAAGUGCCUCAAACCUUCUCUGGUGUGUAUACAUCCGAAGACCCACUUUAGCUUCAUUGGAGAUUGAUGAGGACCUACAAUACCUUAGUGGAUUAUGAAGAGGGGUUUCUCGGUGGAUACAUUUUAAUAAAGAAUAUUCGAGAUAAAGUGCACUUUGUCGUGAAGAAAAGCCAGCCGUACACAUUUUCUGUUUCUGCGGGAGAGUUUAUUGAUUCAAGUAGUUUCAUAUUAAAAUCCUUGUGCUUCAUUUCCCACCUUGAUUCGUAUCCAAGGAUGCCAGGAAUGUAUCACUGGACAGGGUGCUAGAAAAGAUUUAAGGAAAAGAAGAGACAAGAGAAAGAAUAGAAGAAAAUAUGAAUAGAAGAUAAGAGGUUUAUAUAGGACGACAGUCGUGGUUAUAUUAUGUUGAUUUUAUGCCAACUGUGUUUCCAGUAUAAGUUCUGGUAAUAUUGUUCCUCUAAAAUGAAUAUAUGUUAAUGUCAAAGAUCUGAAAGUUUUUACAGUUCCAAGAUAAGCUCAAUGUUGACAAAAGCUUGGUUCAUGAUCGGUGCAAGAAGUCAUUGACAAAAAAAAUUGCGAAUGCUUAUUAUUGAUGUAUGUGGAUUUGCUUGCCAAGAAAGGCCGGUGACGGCAAUGCAGCCUUUCCGAAGAAUGACGAGUUUUACUCAAAGUGAUAUGCAUGUUUCCUAACCCGAAUGAUUAUGGAACUUUAGUAGAAGUAUGGAAUUAUAUAUUGGAACAUUAUGGAACCCGACCUGUCGGAUUGUAUAUGGAUAGACCUGAACACAGUUGUUUAUGGAUGAAUUUUUCAAGACCUUGUACAAUGAUACUCGUGGGAUAACAGCUAGGAUUGCAAUUAUAAUAUUUGCCAAAUUUAGCAGAUGUCUUCUUCCUUCAGACACAUCCAUUGGACGUAGCGGCCUCAACAGCCCAUCUCUAACCAACUAGAGCAUUCUCUGAUUUUCUAUAAGCAGGUUUCGCAUCUACUUGUAGUCAAACGAUUCUAUGGACAUUCUCUCACGAAAGAACUCUUACGAAGGCCUCUAUGAUCGUGUUUGAUCUUUCGGCCUUCCUCUACCGCAUCUUUACAAACAUUGCCUUCAAGAUUGCUUUUACCACACCACACUUUGACAUUUUCCUUGUUCAAUGCUCCCUGCAACAUUAGAUUCGGCAGUUCCUGAUUAUAGCUCAAUGGCGAUAGCUGACUUAUUGCAGAAAGGAAGGACCUGAUAGACAUCACCAUUCUCGCUUUUGACUUCUAUUCGAUAUCAACAAAAUUACAUCUUUUUUAGCCAAUGCACCAAUACUGCCGCAGGGGCUAGAUGGAGUCAAUUUCGUACAGUUGGAUCACAAGAGAGUUGCAGAAAUCAAAAUUUUGAGCAGAGCAACGUUAGAUAUGCCAGAAAAAGUUCAGUUCUUGUUCAAAUUUCAUAAAGAGUUUAGCACUAAUUGUACAUGUAUAGAUUAAAAAUACCGUUCACUUAGCUUUAAAAGAGCUAUAUGUACUCGAGGAAAAAACGAGUACUCCAUUCUAGUGUUCACGGAAAUCCAGCAUCAACUUACUAUGCAAUAGUAAAAUGAAUCUAGUUUGCUAAUUUAUCAGUGCUUUAACGGCUGAAAAAUCAUUUGUUGGAAUCAGUUUGUUUUUCAGAAAUUUUCCUAAUGGAGGUUAUCACAAUUUCUAUGUGUUCACCGGAGUUGAUUCUUUAAACCGCUGAUAUGGCUGUGCAAUUCGUUUUAUGUAAAGAACUUCAUGUACGGUUCACUAAAUCAACGAAGCAACAUCAGAUCUGAAACAUUGGUUAAAUCCCUAUCAACAGUCACGACUAGAAACAUCCUUCAAAAAGUAAUGUUAAUAAUUUUUUUCAGAGGAUGAGCAGUACAUCUAGGAAACUUUGUGCAUUUGUGGUAUAAACCCUUAAAGGUAUCAUGACAUCAGAACUGGUUUUCAGUUGCAAGGAAAUUCUGACAAGGAAAGAUGUGACACUUCUUUAUUAUACUUGUACCAUUUUCUUAUUAUCUUAGUUUCUUAUUAUUAUCUUAUUAUUCUAGUUUAAUUUAAUCUUAUUCUGUCAUUUACAAGCCGCUGAUAAUUUUCAUUUUCUUCACACAUUACCUGAUCCUAAAGCUUCUGUUCCUCUAUAUUUUUAAUAAUUUAAUUAAAUUUUGAAACCAAAGGUUUUGUUCGUACCAUAACUUUUGUUUAUUCCAUUAUUUUUGCGCCCCAUCUACGCACAGAGACCAUUUUAAAAAGGCAUUUUAUUUGAAAUCCGCUAAUCUCCGAUAUAUCUAAUGACCAUAAACUGAAGCUGUGUUUUCGUUGCCAAGUUUAUAUUGGCAUAUCGGUGAGGCAAUUCUGUUUGCUUGUGGAUUCGAUAAUUAAACUCUGAUACCAACAAACAGUUACGCCCUAUUCGUUCUCGUAAAAAUCUUCAUGGG
Messenger RNA from Rhopilema esculentum, 12517 nucleotides. NCBI's taxonomy places the organism in Eukaryota, Metazoa, Cnidaria, Scyphozoa, Rhizostomeae, Rhizostomatidae. The record is from RefSeq and is a predicted model, not a curated record.